Molecule: messenger RNA, 1251 nt
Organism: Maudiozyma saulgeensis
Lineage: Eukaryota; Fungi; Ascomycota; Saccharomycetes; Saccharomycetales; Saccharomycetaceae
Source: the annotation of a GenBank genome assembly
AUGUCACCAAAUAAUAGUAAUGAUAAUAUAACUGCGUCAGAAAUUUCAAUAGCUGAAAAAAAAAUCACUUCUGAAAAACUGGCUAAUAUGUUACUAUUAGAAGGUCCCAUGCCAAUUAGAGCUAUCGUAAAAGGUUUAAUUAAAGAUAUUCCAUUAGUUAAAGAGUUUUCACCUUCUAAACAGAGAAGAGUCAUAAUGAGGAUCAUGGCAAAAGGUGAUAUCAGCAGAAGUAUUAUUUUUAAAAAAGUAGGAUGGGGUCAAUGGUCUGCAAAGGAAGUACCAAAAUCUGAAUUCGAAACACAAAGAGCUUUAACUAAUGAUUUUAAUUCUAAUUUUAUUGAAAGUUCGUUACAUAAAAAAUCAUACACACAAACAUUCGAUUCUAAUGAUGUCGACGAAAAUGCACUUACCUCAGAUAAUGAGGAUGAUGAUUCUGAUAUCAAUGAUAAUUUAAGAUUGGCAAGAAUUAAUCAUCAUAUGAAAAGAUCAAGAAGGUAUAGCAUCUCAUUAAAAUCAAGAUCUAGAGUCAAUUCAAUCACUGAAGAACCACAAUUCAUAAACUCAAGAGUUAAUAAACAUUCUACUUUCUUAUUAGGUGCUAAUGCAAAAAGAAGAAAAAGUUCAGUGGUUCUUACAAGUCCACAUUGGAGAAAUAAUUUUAAUUUUAAUCAAAGUAAUAAUAAACUCAAUAGCGAUUCUACUUUGGUAUCUGAUAAUGAAAUUUUAAAUAAUGAUAAUGACAGUGAUACAGUAUCUCGUGAAGAAAAAAACUAUACUCAUCAACCUCGCUAUUUGCCAAAACUUAAACCAAUUCCAAUUGGUAAUAAUUUCUCUUUUGUUCCGAAAACGAUCCCAUCUUAUAAUUUAGAAACAAAUAGCUUCACAUAUGAUUCCAUAUCAAAUUCACCUGUUACCGAUAUAAUGAGUAACCAAAUCCAUUCAUCAACAAAUCAUUACAUCAUUACUCAUGGUAAUUCGCCUCAGAAAAGACAAAACUCAACAAGCAACGAUGCAAUUAAUGAAUCCUCCGUAAGGUCGACUCUGGACCCACUUGGAAACGGUGCCACUGUCGAAACCUCUUCCGCUUCCGAAACAGAAGACGAAGAUUGGGAGUCGAUCGGUGCCCUGUCCUUAAGGUCGUCUAGUUAUACACUUCUAUCGAAACAAAGCCAGAGAAGACCUAGUAGACCGUUGCAUAAUUCUCAUGACGAUACUAACGUAGCUGCACUAUUACUAAGUUUAAAAUCAUAA